AUGUGUGCUCCAACCGAAACGAACGUCAUCACAUCCAAUAUGACCAAAAGCAAUGAAAUGCAGAAAGUCGAUGAUCUGAAGAGGCAGUUGUAUGUCACCGCACGAAGAGGCCGCCCUCUGCGAAGAAAUCCCUAUUCUUCGCUCUCUGAACGAAGAGCAAAUGAACUUAUUUCAGACAACAGCGACCACCUGUCAGAGAUGAUCCGAAAGAACCAACAUUGUUUGGUAGACUUGGACAGUGAUGAUGAAAGCGACUUGGAAGAAGACUACUAA
This is a messenger RNA of Cylindrotheca closterium, 273 nucleotides long. The record is from the annotation of a GenBank genome assembly. Lineage: Eukaryota; Bacillariophyta; Bacillariophyceae; Bacillariales; Bacillariaceae.